This is a messenger RNA of Eruca vesicaria subsp. sativa (arugula), 1049 nucleotides long. Lineage: Eukaryota; Viridiplantae; Streptophyta; Magnoliopsida; Brassicales; Brassicaceae. The record is from the annotation of a GenBank genome assembly.
AAAAGGUGGAGACACUAAAAUUAAAGACCACAUGAUUUGUCAAGUAAUCUCAUGAUUCCUUCACCACUACCUUUGAUCUGAUCUAAUACCAAAACUCCUUCACUAGUUUUAAACAGUCUUCUUCUUAAAAAAAAGUUACAUACUUUCUCUGUAAUAGUAAACACUGUUAAAGAGUUUAGUUUCUGCAUCUGAGUUUGGUCUGAUCCAGAUUCUUGCCUUAUGUAUUUCUAAAAGAAUCGCCAGUUACGUGUACUAUACUCAUAUGAUCAGCUCCUAAGAUUUGUCUAGGUUGAUUCAUUCUCAAAGUCCCAACCUUUUAAUCAUAUCUGAGAGAAAAAAGGAAGAAGAUGGCGUUUGUGACAACUGCAGAAGUCUGUGACGCGAAUCAAGACCUGAUUCGAAGUGGUGAGCUCAGAGCUUUGCAACCCAUUUUCCAGAUUUACGGCCGUAGACAGAUUUUCUCAGGUCCUGUUGUUACUGUCAAAGUCUUUGAAGACAAUGGCUUGAUCCGUCAGUUCCUCGAAGAGAAAGGAAACGGAAGAGUACUUGUGGUGGAUGGUGGAGGGAGCCAACGAUGUGCGAUACUCGGAGGCAACCCUGUGGUUCAAGCUCAGAACAACGGAUGGGCGGGAAUCAUUGUGAACGGAUGCAUCAGAGACGUUGAUGAGAUCAACGGUUGUGAUAUUGGGGUCAGAGCUUUGGCUUCUCAUCCAAUAAAGGCUAGUAAGAAGGGACUUGGAGAGCAAAGAGUUCCGGUUAAUGUUGCUGGGACUCGGAUUUGUGAUGGUGAAUGGGUUUAUGCUGAUACUGAUGGCAUUCUUGUCUCUCACGUUGAGUUAUCCGUUUAAAUACAAAAUGGUUUAGUCUUCUUGUGUGUUUUUGUUGCAUUUGGUAUCAGUUUCUAAGAACACAUGAACUUGGUUAUGUUACAGUUAUUACAAUUGCCUGUUUAUUACAGAGCUAAGAACUUACAAAAAAAAACAAUAAUAUGAUUACACUAUGUAUAAGUUUCUUGUGUGGUAAUGAAAGUUCUUCUACGAGGCUUGUUU